AUGGAUGAGGCCCGUGCAGCUCUUACCAGUUCGUCGGGCACUCGCUGGGGAUCAAACUGCAAUUCCACGCUGCCGGUAAUUCCCCGCAGCAAGCCCUCAACCUCCUAUCGCGGGCGACGCAGCAGCCGCUCCCGCUUCCCCACGCGGCAGGGGAAGGGGCAGCACCGACGGGCGGCGACCACCCCCAGCAAGGACCGGCCCUCCGCGCUCCCGGUGCGCCCCCCGCCGGCGGGCCAGAGCCGAGCCGCAGCCCCGCGCCCUUCUCCGCUGCGGGCACCACUGAGGCCGCUGCGGCCGGCUCAGCCCGGCGCUGCCCAGCCCGGCCCGUCCCCACUCACCCGCCCGGCUCCGCACGGCGCGGCCCGGCUCCCCGCCGCCUCCCGGCCCGGCUCCGCACAGCGCGGCCCGGCUCCCCGCCGCCUCCCGGCCCGGCUCCCCGCCGCCUGCCGGCCCGGCUCCCCGCCGCCUCCCGGCCCGGCUCCCCGCCGCCUCCCGGCCCGGCUCCCCGCCGCCUCCCGGCCCGGCUCCCCGCCGCCUGCCGGCCCGGCUCCCCGCCGCCUCCCCGCCGCCUGCCGUCGCUUCCGGCCCCACCCGCCCCGCCCCCGGCUUCGAAAAUUGCUCUCCUGCUUUCAAAUUUAA
Molecule: messenger RNA, 639 nt
Organism: Zonotrichia leucophrys gambelii
Lineage: Eukaryota; Metazoa; Chordata; Aves; Passeriformes; Passerellidae
Product: basic proline-rich protein-like
Exons: 2
Coding region: 1-639 (212 amino acids)
Source: RefSeq, a predicted model, not a curated record